Molecule: messenger RNA, 828 nt
Organism: Saccoglossus kowalevskii
Lineage: Eukaryota; Metazoa; Hemichordata; Enteropneusta; Harrimaniidae
Molecular function (GO): GTP binding
Source: RefSeq, a predicted model, not a curated record
AUGGACUUUUACAUGAAGAAAUCUCGUUUGAGUAUAUUUAGCAUACAGAGAGAUGCAACAAUUCCGCAUGGCAAUCAAGUGAAUUUAGUUUUAGUGGGAAUCACUGGGAGUGGAAAAAGUGCAACGGGAAAUAGUCUACUGGGCAGAAAGGCUUUUCAGAGUAAGCUGAGCCAGAAAGCAGUGACAGAGAGAGUACAGUGGAAUAGAAGAGUUGCUGAUCGUGAGACUCUUAUAAUCGAUACACCUGGGUUAUUUGAUAAUCGCUCAAAGUUCCUGCAUGAACAUACAUUGUACGAAAUAUGUAAAUGUAUUGAUAUAGCUAAAAGCCAAACUGGGCAGGGUAUACAUGCAAUUCUUUUGACAAUUAAUUCAAAUAGUCGAAUAACGAAGGAAAGUGAACAAGCCAUUGAGAUUCUUCACAGAUUAUUUGGUAGCACUUUCACCAACUUUCUUAUUAUCGUCUUUACUAGAGGAGAUGUGCUAGAAAAAGACAAAUUAACUCUGGAACAAUUUCUUUGUAGCGUACCAUCUUGCUUCAAGACACUGCUCAAAGAGUGUAACAAUCGAUGUAUUGUUUUCAACAACAGAACAAAAAAUGGACAAACUAAUCAGCGACAGUUCUCAAAACUUUUGAAUAUUAUUGAUGACAUGACUGAAGUUAAUGGCAAUCAAACUUUGUUAGAGGAUAUCAGUGGAAAUGUAGAGAUCAUUAUCAAAGAAAUAGGCAACGACAAUCAUAAUAUUCUGUACACAGGACUUACUGAGGAUAUACUAGACUCAUUGGAGGAAGCAAACAAAUACAGCAUUUGUAGAGAUACAUCACCUUGA